CCCAGUAGUCAAUCAUCAACAGUACGGUCGCCUAACGUCACUCUCAGGAAGCGGCAAAAUAGUGCUUUCAUCGGUAUCAAUUUGAGUCGGCGUUUAACUUUAAAAUAGCCCAUUUUUAAAAGGUUUACAGAACACAGUAAAGUUAUUCAGUCCUUUCGGUUGUAUUUAAUUUAAGGACCAGAAAUAAUAUUUUUCUCUCUGAGGGUUUUCAUCGUCACAGAGUGUUUCAACAAUGCCGAGAGGAGGCAAAAAGAACCAUAAGGGCCGUGGGAAGCAGUUCAGCAACCCUGAGGAGAUUGAUCGGCAGAUGAAAGCUCAGAGGGAAAUGGAAGAGAACGAAGGGGCCGAACGUGGAAGUUCAGCAGAAUCUGAAGAGGAGAGCAGCAGUGAUGAUGAACAACCUAAAAGGAAAGGUGUAGAAGGACUAAUUGAAAUCGAGAAUCCGAAUAGGGUCUCCCAGAAGAGCAAGAAGGUUGUGGAAAUAGAUGUCGAUGCACCUAAAGAGCUCUCACGUCGGGAAAGGGAGGAGAUUGAAAAGCAGAAGGCUAAGGAGCGAUACAUGAAGCUGCAUCUAGAGGGAAAGACGGAGCAGGCCAGGGCAGACCUUGCCAGGCUGGCCAUUAUAAAAAAGCAGAGAGAGGAUGCAGCAAGGAAGAGAGAAGAUCUAAGGAAAGAAAAAGAAGCAGAAGAGCCAAAGUCGAAACGCUAGUCCAAGCAUCAUCACACAGGACAGGGCUUUCCUGGGGAGGGAGGGAAGGGGACUAGUUAUUUAGAGGAAACAGCUCAGGGGAAUCCAUACAUGUCAUCCUUCCAUCCAUCCAAGGUUGGAGGAUUUGGACAUUUGUAGGAAGUCAAAUGGGAGGUGUGUGUGUAUGGCGUUGGAGUUUGUUGGGUUUUUAAUUUUAAAUACCACCAAACUCCGCUCACCAUAUCCCUCCCCUGACACCUUCACUGUGCUCAGACUCUAAAGCUGCUGGAGUUUACUCUUAGUUUCUACAUUUCUAUGAUGCUAUCACCAUAACUUAAGAUUGGGAUGUUAUGGAAGAGUGAGGCAGGGUUGCAGGUGUGCUCACGUGAGCUGAUAGGAAAGAAUGAAGCAGGUUGUUGUGUGGGACAGUCGAACACUAACUAGACAUUUUGUCUUUUUGUGUAAAGAACGACAUCAACCCUUCUACAGUACUGUCUUUGUGGCCUCAUUCUGUUUAAGUGCAAAAUACAUCUGUAGUCAUUUAAAGUUUAAUAGGAAGGGUAUUUUGGUUGUUACCUGGUAUCAGGAAAUCAGGAUGCUGCAGAUUACAUCCUCAUUUAAAAUGUUAUUGUUUUUAAGUACUUAAACACAAUAUAAUGCAAUAUCAAUAAAAGGCAUCACUAGGACAGUAUUAAAGUAGCUGCUUCGUCACAGCCUAUUGAGCUGUUGCAUUUCUCCACAUUCACCACAUCAUCUUCUAUAAUGCCCCUUUACUCAGGGGUUUUGCAUUUCUCUUGAGGUGGGACCAUGGUUUUUGUUUUUGUCACUACUAGACUCACUGGUGUAUCCUUGUAGUAUUUUGAAGAGUUUUAUGCUUUAGCCCAUUGCUGGGACCUGACUUGCCUUGACCGUUAAAGGAAAGCAAUAUUACCCUUGAUGAUGCUGAUGGUGCAACUUUUUUUUUCCCAGUUCUUAAACAAUUAUUUACAAAGUAUUUUAGCAUUUGUAAAGCAUUCACCUGUACUGAAGUAAUUACAUGGGUUAUUGAUAUUAAAUCAGUGGAAUUCCUUAUUUGAAACUGUUGUAUACAAAUAAAUAAAUUGGUAAAAGAA
Molecule: messenger RNA, 1800 nt
Organism: Cyprinus carpio (common carp)
Lineage: Eukaryota; Metazoa; Chordata; Actinopteri; Cypriniformes; Cyprinidae
Product: 28 kDa heat- and acid-stable phosphoprotein-like
Cellular component (GO): cytosol
Molecular function (GO): RNA binding
Source: RefSeq, a predicted model, not a curated record